GCUUGAUGUUGUGCUGUAUGUGCUUAGUGUUUUAACGUGGCCAGGGAAUUCCCUCUAGGAGCGCUACAUGGCUAUAUAAUGAUCAGAUGAAGUAAAGGUGACACCUAUCAGUUUACGCCAAACCUGAGUCAAAGAUCUCAGAAUCAUGCUGCCAAACUUUUAUUUAUACCUUGCCAGCUGUGUGCUGCUGCUCGCGUUGUCCUGCCAAGUCUCUAUGGGAACCCCAAUGCGCACGCCGCGGAGUUUAGACUCUGAGAAAUGCUCGCAGUGCGCUGACCUCUCCAGAGAGCUCGUCAAGAACGUUAGAAAGCUCCUGGACAACGAAAACCUGUUUGGCGGUUUAAACUGCUCGGAGCAGCGCGUAGAGGUAAACAGUAAGACCCAGACAGUCCUAGCCUGCGAACCCAACACGAACACAAGAUGCUCUGGUCAACGGAACACCACAUUCAGUGAGAGUGAGUGUCUGAGGAACAUCCGAAUAGACCUAGAACAUUAUGCUGCCUCACUACAGGCUUACAAACAGGCCGACCUCAGCUCCACUGCCCAGGACACCCAGAACCUACUAAAUAUUUGUCCAUCCACACAAUGGGUGUCUUCCUCACAGGUUGCAGACCCUAAGCUGACUAGUGGUGACCCUGUGGACCAGAGGGUCCAUCUGUGUAAGGUACUGAAGGGCUUCCACCUCCGGGUCAUCACCAUCAGCAGAGCCAUGGGAUACAUCUCUGCUGGGGACCACAGGAAGUAAACCCUCAUCUUCAACACC
Messenger RNA from Salmo salar (Atlantic salmon), 763 nucleotides. Its product is annotated as interleukin-12 subunit alpha. Gene Ontology annotation, cellular component: extracellular region. NCBI's taxonomy places the organism in Eukaryota, Metazoa, Chordata, Actinopteri, Salmoniformes, Salmonidae. Gene Ontology annotation, biological process: immune response. Gene Ontology annotation, molecular function: growth factor activity; interleukin-12 receptor binding. The record is from RefSeq and is a predicted model, not a curated record.